AAAGGAGUUUGAGACAAACUCACAUCAACGGUAGUUCCCGUGUCGCUGGUCUACACACGAUGGAUUGAAAAUGGGUGCUGUCCCACCGCAUGGAGCAUCCUCCCUUUAAAGCCGAGUUUGCUCACAUCACAUUCUAUAAAUUAAGGAAGUUUUUGUCUGUCUUUUUUGCACUACUGCCUGGGAAUAUUUUUUAUAUUCGCUGACGCACAAGAAUCGCACAGAAAGAUGAGCAACAUCUACGAGUCGGCGGCCAACACCCUGGGCCUCUUCAAUAGCCCGUGCCUGACCAAAGUGGAGCUGCGUGUGGCCUGCAAGGGGAUCUCUGACCGGGACGCCCUGUCCAAACCGGACCCCUGUGUCAUCCUCAAAAUGCAGUCUCACGGCCAGUGGUUUGAGGUGGACAGAACGGAGGUGAUCCGCAGCAGCAUCAGCCCUGUGUUCUCCAAAGUCUUUACGGUGGAUUUCUACUUCGAGGAGGUCCAGCGGCUACGCUUCGAGCUGCAUGACAUCAGCAGCAACCAUAAUGGACUGAAGGAGGCCGACUUCCUGGGGGCCAUGGAGUGCACGCUUGGCCAGAUUGUAUCCCAGAGAAAACUGUCCAAAGCUUUACUCAAACAGGGAAACACUGCCGGAAAGUCCUCCAUCACGGUUACAGCUGAAGAGCUGUCUGGAAAUGACGAUUACGUUGAGCUCUCCUUCAGUGCUAGGAAGCUGGAUGACAAGGACUUUUUCAGCAAGUCGGAUCCGUUUUUGGAAAUAUUCAGAAUAAACGAUGACGGCACUGGUUCGCUUGUCCAUCGAACUGAGACCGUUAUGAACAAUCUCAACCCGGUGUGGAAAACAUUCAAGGUUUCUUUGAACACUUUGUGCAGCGGAGACCAUGACCGUGAACUAAAGUGCACCGUGUGGGACUGGGAUUCCAAUGGGAAGCACGACUUCAUCGGAGAAUUUCAGACAACUUUUAAAGAGAUGAGAGGAGCUAUGGAUGGGAGACAGAUCCAGUGGGAAUGCAUAAAUCCGAAAUACCAGGUCAAGAAGAAGAAUUACAGGAACUCCGGUGUUGUUAUUCUCAACCAAUGCAAGAUCAUCAAGAUGCACUCCUUCCUCGAUUAUAUCAUGGGAGGAUGUCAAAUCCAGUUUACAGUAGCUAUCGAUUUCACGGCAUCUAACGGGGACCCACGAAACAGCUGCUCGUUGCACUACAUCCACCCGUACCAACCUAAUGAGUAUCUGAAGGCCCUGGUCGCCGUGGGGGAGAUCUGCCAAGACUAUGACAGCGACAAAAUGUUUCCUGCGUUCGGGUUCGGAGCUCAGAUACCACCUGACUUUAAGGUUUCUCAUGAUUUUGCUGUGAACUUUGAUGAAGACAACCCAGAGUGUGCUGGAAUCCAGGGGGUUGUCGAAGCCUACCAGAACUGCCUUCCAAAGAUCCAGCUGUACGGACCCACCAACAUCGCCCCCAUCAUCCAGAAGGUGGCUAGCUCCGCCUCCGAGGAGAUGCACACCAAGGAGGCCAUGGAGUACUUCAUCCUGCUGAUCCUGACGGACGGCGUCAUCACCGACAUGGCCGACACCCGGGAGGCCAUCGUGCACGCCUCCCACCUGCCCAUGUCCGUCAUCAUCGUGGGCGUGGGCAACGCCGACUUCAGCGACAUGCAGAUGCUGGACGGGGACGACGGCAUCCUCCGCUCGCCCAAGGGGGAGCCCGUCCUGCGGGACAUCGUGCAAUUCGUGCCGUUCCGCAACUUCAAGCACGCCUCUCCAGCAGCCCUGGCAAAAAGUGUUCUAGCCGAAGUUCCCAACCAAGUGGUUGACUACUACAACGGCAAGGGGAUCAAGCCCAAGUGUCUCUCCGAUUUUGAGUCUUCCAGGACGUUUAGCCCCUAACAUCAUCAUCAGAAACAGCUCCA
Messenger RNA from Megalops cyprinoides (Indo-Pacific tarpon), 1910 nucleotides. It is a transcript of the gene cpne4b, whose product is annotated as copine IVb. Gene Ontology annotation, molecular function: calcium-dependent phospholipid binding. Gene Ontology annotation, cellular component: plasma membrane. The transcript is spliced from 16 exons. Gene Ontology annotation, biological process: cellular response to calcium ion. Bases 226 to 1887 code for a protein of 553 amino acids. NCBI's taxonomy places the organism in Eukaryota, Metazoa, Chordata, Actinopteri, Elopiformes, Megalopidae. The record is from RefSeq and is a predicted model, not a curated record.